Messenger RNA from Letharia columbiana, 1080 nucleotides. RefSeq lists its product as uncharacterized. The coding region runs from base 1 to 1080 and encodes 359 amino acids. The transcript has a single exon. NCBI's taxonomy places the organism in Eukaryota, Fungi, Ascomycota, Lecanoromycetes, Lecanorales, Parmeliaceae. The record is from RefSeq and is a predicted model, not a curated record.
AUGUACAGACAGCCUGUACCAAUCACAUGGGAUAAAGGGCAAGGCAGUAGUGCGCCCUCGUCAAACGAGAGCAGCAAUGCCAACACGCAAAUACCCUUCGCAAAGCCAGUGGCCGAGUCGCCAUCAUGGCUAGACUGGUCGCGUCACCCCACGCUCCCUCAGGUCAUUGCUCUCAAGCAUCACUUUAUGCGAGCCCUUCCUAUUGAACUCGUGGAUAUCAUCCUCUCCCUUGCAAACUAUUGGCCUCAUGUAUCCGUUUCUUCCUCCGUCCCGCGGACUGUUAAAGGACAUAGCACCCACAUCUCGCCUCCUCCGAAUUCUAGAGCGUUUUUGGAUCCUCUUCUGCGGUCACCGCCGCUGGGACUAUCACCCGACAUCUCGCAGCCUUGGCUUCCCCCAAAGACAAAGCAUCCAGCCCGCAUGCUCAGUGUGGAAGUCACAGCCCGCCGAGGCACACCCGCCCAGCGAGUCCCUCAAUGUCCACUCUUCCUUCGACCUAGUCAUACUUGGCUUGAAAUCGGCGUUGUUGACCCCAGUAUCCCUCUUCCACAGCCGUGCUCGCUUUCCCCGUCAAAGGCCAAGCGGGAAGAACAGGUUUCCCCACUCCGCCCCGAAAAGCGUGAGGGAGGUGAAAACAGAGAAUUAAACUGGCCUUGCGGUGUGGCGUCUUUGGCUUGGCUCAAACAACAAGCAUCUCGCGUGUCAGGAUGCCUAACGCUGAAACUGUAUGUGAAUGAUAACCUCGAAGGCCAAUCUGCAAAGACAACGGCGAUCUACCGUUUCGACGAUGACAAGAAUUGUGCUCAUUCGGAUGAAUUAGGCUCGUCAUGGGACAGGUGGGCGCUGACCAGUGGAAAUCUAAGUGAGGUCCGAAGGCAGGAGUUCGCCAAAGUUAUGAAGGAUUUGGAUGUCGUGGACAGGAGGGAUAGAGCGGAGUUCGUGAGGGGCUUGCAGGUGGGAGAUGAAGUUGGUGUAUGGCCUAGAGUGACGAAUCAUGGCUGGAUCAAUGGGAGCGAGACUGGGAGCGAUACUGUGACAGUGAUUGAGGGAGUAAGGGUGACCGUAUUCUGGGAGGUUUGA